CCUACAACUAUCAUGUCUACAACUACUAAACCUACAACUACUGAGCCUACAACUACCGUGCCUACAACUACUGAGCCUACAACUACUACAUCUGUUAUUUCAAAAAUACCAAAAAAAUUAGAAACAGUUGUUGAAAUUAUAAGAGAACUCAGAAAUGAAAUUGAUGUUAUAAUGAAUUUGUAUGAUAGUGAAGAUGAAGACCCAAAUUAUAGGUAG
Racocetra persica is the source of this 216-nucleotide messenger RNA. Lineage: Eukaryota; Fungi; Glomeromycota; Glomeromycetes; Diversisporales; Gigasporaceae. The record is from the annotation of a GenBank genome assembly.